AGUAAAGAAGGAAGUAAUCUUCAUCCGGAGGAAGAAGAAGAGAGCAGCAGCUUCCUCACAACAACUUCUCUCUGUUGAACGAUGUCCACGGCCUCCACAGACACGCUGGCAAGAGGAAGCAAAGCCUCCAAAGCUUCAAAGGAUCAUAAAAAGCCGACAGCAGCAGCUCUGAAAGGAGCCAUCCAGCUGGGAAUCGGCUACGCUGUCGGCAACAUGAGCUCCAAACCAGACAGAGACGUCCUCAUGCAGGACUUCUCCGUGGUGGAGAGCGUCUUCCUGCCCAGCGAGGGCAGCAACCUGACUCCGGCUCAUCACUACCCAGACUUCCGUCUGAAGACGUACGCUCCGCUGGCCUUCCGCUACUUCAGAGAACUGUUCAACAUCAAACCAGACGACUAUCUGUACUCCAUCUGUAAGGAGCCUCUGAUCGAGUUGUCCAACCCCGGAGCCAGCAGCUCCUGGUUCUACCUCACCAGCGACGACGAGUUCAUCAUCAAGACGGUGCAACAUAAAGAGGCCGAGUUCCUGCAGAAGCUGCUUCCUGGUUACUACAUGAACCUGAACCAGAACCCGAGGACGCUGCUGCCCAAGUUCUACGGUCUGUACUGCAUCCAGUGUGGCGGCGUGACGGUGCGGCUGGUGGUGAUGAACAACGUCCUGCCCCGAUCCAUGAAGAUGCACUACAAGUACGACCUGAAGGGUUCCUCCUACAAACGCCGCGCUUCACGCAAAGAGCGCCUCAAGUCCUCGCCCACGCUCAAAGACCUGGACUUCCAGGAGAUGCACGAGGGUUUACACUUCGACCCCGACACCUACAGCGCCCUGAUGAAGACCCUGCAGAGGGACUGCCGGGUCCUGGAGAGCUUUAAGAUCAUGGACUACAGUCUCCUGCUGGGGAUCCACGUCCUGGACCGGAGGCCUCUGGGCCGAGGCAGCCGCAUGGACAGCAGGAAGGGACAGAAGGUCCUCUACUCCACGGCCCUGGAGUCCAUCCAGGGGACGGUGAAGGACCCGGGCCCGGUCGCUGACGACGACACACUGGGAGGGAUUCCUGCCAAACACAAAGAUGAGAACCUUCUCAUUUUCUUAGGAAUCAUCGACAUCCUGCAGUCGUACCGGUUCAUCAAGAAAGUGGAACACUCGUGGAAAGCUCUGGUCCAUGACGGGGACACGGUUUCGGUCCACAGGCCCAGUUUCUACGCAGACAGAUUCCUGAAGUUCAUGGGCUCGACUGUGUUUAAGAAGCUUCACCCUUUAAGAGGAGCAUCUUCAAAGAGGAAGAGGAGUUCCCUCCACGCCAUAAAGUCGGCCUCCCAGGAGGUGCUGUCUCCUCAGAAGGAGGAGAAGAAGGAGGAGAAGAAGGCCCAGAGCAUGGACAACCUGGACGGGAACUUUUACAGUUCCUCCAAGCAGCCGGAUCUCCUCCCCAGAGUCUCCUUCGAGUGCUCCGGACACGACGAAGAGGAGCUGGAGAACAGUGAAGACCGACGAGACUCGAGCGCUACGAUCGCUCUGGACGACGCUCUGCCGCUCAACAGGAGCCACUCAGACUCUGAACUGGACGUCUACUUGUGAGGACCACCGAGACGUGCGACCUUUGACCUCCCAGUCCCACAGUGUCACAUCAGCACCAAACAGUGUAACUGUGACACAAACUACAGACGGACGCCAUGUUGCCUCGUCACGUUCCUCCUCAGGUCAAAGUCAACACUGGUUCUCUGAUAGAACCUGUGAUUAGAGGGGCGGAGCUUAAUACAGCAUAGUAUUUGUUCAUUUUGUGAUAAAAGCACCAAAUCUGGCAGAUGUGUUGAUAAAUAUAUUGGGAACAAAACUUGGAUAUUGGGCAAACUCAGACCCCGGUUGCCGUGGCAACCAUUUUUUAACCCAUAAGAACCCGGACCCAGUUCUCCUUGGAUCCUUGUAGAAC
Molecule: messenger RNA, 1927 nt
Organism: Centropristis striata (black sea bass)
Lineage: Eukaryota; Metazoa; Chordata; Actinopteri; Perciformes; Serranidae
Gene: pip5k1ba
Product: phosphatidylinositol-4-phosphate 5-kinase, type I, beta a
Exons: 13
Coding region: 82-1575 (497 amino acids)
Biological process (GO): phosphatidylinositol metabolic process
Molecular function (GO): phosphatidylinositol kinase activity
Source: RefSeq, a predicted model, not a curated record